Alternaria arbusti is the source of this 282-nucleotide messenger RNA. RefSeq lists its product as uncharacterized. Lineage: Eukaryota; Fungi; Ascomycota; Dothideomycetes; Pleosporales; Pleosporaceae. The record is from RefSeq and is a predicted model, not a curated record. The transcript is spliced from 2 exons. The coding region runs from base 1 to 282 and encodes 93 amino acids.
AUGUACCACCUGGCAGUCGUACUGUCACGCUUUGAAGCUGAGACCCUCCGCGUUCCGCCGCUCCUACGUUUCUUCACUGCAGGAGCAGAACCGUACGAACUCCACCUGCAGGCUUUCAUGUUUAUUGUUGCCCCGCUACACGCCUUCUUCACAAUGCCCCUGCUCGACAAGCUGUCGGGCAAGCGCGAACCCAAGUCAUGGUGUGGCCACCUUCGUCAAUGUCUGGAAUGGUACUUCCUCUAUUUCACGGCAUUCUGGACGGUCAUAUUCAUAAUUUCGUGA